Messenger RNA from Leucoraja erinaceus (little skate), 2417 nucleotides. It is a transcript of the gene ercc2, whose product is annotated as excision repair cross-complementation group 2. The transcript is spliced from 24 exons. Gene Ontology annotation, molecular function: DNA helicase activity; damaged DNA binding; hydrolase activity, acting on acid anhydrides, in phosphorus-containing anhydrides. NCBI's taxonomy places the organism in Eukaryota, Metazoa, Chordata, Chondrichthyes, Rajiformes, Rajidae. The record is from RefSeq and is a predicted model, not a curated record. Gene Ontology annotation, cellular component: nucleus. Gene Ontology annotation, biological process: nucleotide-excision repair; positive regulation of mitotic recombination; transcription by RNA polymerase II. The coding region runs from base 40 to 2319 and encodes 759 amino acids.
CUGGGGGAGGGGGAGGGGCCAGCGGCGGCGGCGGCAGCGAUGAGGGUAAAUAUCGAUGGGCUGUUGGUGUACUUCCCCUAUGACUACAUCUACCCCGAGCAGUAUUCGUACAUGCUGGAGCUGAAGAGAAUCCUUGAUGCCAAGGGACAUGGAGUUCUGGAAAUGCCGUCGGGAACGGGGAAAACCAUCUCUCUGCUGUCACUGAUUGUGGCUUAUCAAACGACCUAUCCUGCAGAAGUGACGAAGCUGAUCUAUUGUUCACGAACAGUUCCUGAGAUAGAAAAGGUAAGUUCCUCCUCCCGCCCCUUGCUGGAGUACAACGAGAAACACCCUGGGGAGAAGGACUCCCUGGCGCUGGCUCUCCUCUCCAGGAAGAACCUCCCCAUCCACCCGGAAGUCAGUGCCCAGCGGUUUGGGAAGGAGGUGGACGGGAAGUGCCACAGUCUGACCGCCUCACACGUCCGCAUGCAGCACUCCAGCGACCCCAGCGUGCCCGUCUGCAACUUCUACGAGGAGUUUGACGCUCACGGGAGAGUGGAGCCCCUCUCCUCCGGUGUUUAUAACCUGGAUGACCUGAAGGUUUACGGGAGACAGAAGGGAUGGUGUCCCUACUUCUUGGCUCGAUAUUCCAUCCUGCAUGCGAACAUCAUUGUCUACAGCUACCACUACCUGCUGGAUCCCAAGAUUGCAGACAUGGUGUCCAAGGAGCUGUCUCGGAGAUCGGUGGUGGUGUUUGAUGAAGCCCACAAUAUCGAUAAUGUCUGCAUCGACUCGAUGAGUGUGAAUAUAUCCCGCCGCACACUAGACAACUGCCAGACCAACAUCGAAACACUCCAAAAGACCAUACAACAUUUAAAGGAGACAGACGCUGCCAAAUUGAAGGACGAGUACAGGCAAUUGGUGCAAGGACUGAAGGAAGCCCACAUCGCCAGAGAAACAGACGUGUAUUUAUCCAACCCAGUAUUACCAGAUGAAAUCCUACAAGAGUCGGUGCCGGGCAGCAUUCGCACAGCCGAGCAUUUUGUUGGGUUCAUGAAACGGUUUUUGGAAUAUUUAAAGUCACGCCUGAGGGUGCAACAUGUGGUGGCCGAGAAUCCGCCCUGCUUCUUGAAGGACAUCUUCGAUAAAGUCUGUAUCGAGAGGAAACCCCUCAGGUUUUGUGCGGAGAGGUUGCGGUCCUUGCUGCGCACCCUGGAAAUCGCCGAUCUCACCGACUUCUCGCCCAUCACCCUCGUGUCCAACUUUGCCACCUUGGUCAGCACCUACACCAAAGGUUUCACCAUCAUCAUGGAACCUUUUGAUGACAGAACUCCGACAGUUGCUAACCCUGUCCUUCACUUCAGCUGCUUGGAUCCAUCCAUCGCCAUUAAGCCCGUCUUUGAGCGUUUUCAGUCAGUGAUUAUUACCUCUGGGACAUUAUCCCCUCUGGACAUGUAUCCAAAAAUCCUGGACUUCAGGCCUGUUAUCCUGGCCACGUUCACCAUGACUUUGGCGAGAACCUGCCUCUGUCCCAUGAUUGUGGGUCGAGGCAACGAUCAGGUGACGAUUAGCUCCAAGUUUGAAACCAGAGAGGACAUUGCUGUGAUCCGUAACUACGGCAACCUACUGCUGGAGAUGUCGGCCAUUGUCCCGGAUGGAAUCGUGUCGUUCUUCACCAGCUACCAUUACAUGGAGAACAUCGUGGCUUCCUGGUACGAGCAGGGAAUUCUAGAAAACAUUCAAAGAAACAAACUCAUUUUCAUUGAAACACAGGAUGCUGCUGAGACCAGCGUGGCUCUGGACAAGUAUCAGGAGGCGUGUGAGAACGGGCGAGGAGCCAUCCUGCUGUCGGUCGCCAGAGGGAAGGUGUCGGAGGGCAUCGACUUUGUCCACCACUACGGCAGAGCGGUCAUCAUGUUUGGAGUUCCGUACGUCUAUACGCAGAGCAGGAUCCUGAAGGCUCGAUUAGAAUACACACGGGACCAGUUCCAAAUCCGCGAGAACGAUUUCCUGACAUUCGACGCCAUGAGGCACGCGGCUCAGUGUGUGGGGCGUGUCAUUCGAGGGAAAACUGAUUAUGGAUUAAUGAUCUUUGCAGACAAGCGCUACGCACGAGCGGACAAGCGGGGAAAGCUGCCUCGAUGGAUCCAGGAGCACCUCACCGACAGCAACCUCAACCUGACUGUGGACGAGGCCAUCCAGAUCGCCAAGCACUUCCUGCGCCAGAUGGCACAGCCGUUCCGUAAGGAGGAUCAGCUUGGGCUGUCGUUGCUGUCACUGGAGCAGCUGGAAUCCGAGGAGAUAAUGAGCAGGAUUCACGAGAUCUCUCAUCAAGUGUGAGGCCAGAACGGACAAGAUUCCCGGCCCUGUUACGCUGCACUGCGUAAGUGGAGACUGUCCCGGCUGCCAGCAUCUCUCCAUCCUAGACUCACACAGUG